AUGAGAUACCAAACAUGUAUUACACUAAGGAACCUUUUGACGUUUACAAAAUUACAUGGAGUCCAACAAAAUGGCAAAAACCGGUUGCUGCCCAGUAUCGUUCGAAAAUAUAGCAAAACAUCAAACCUUAACUUGCCACAAUCAGCCACCUUAUUGCAAAACGAUGCCCGAGGCACCGUCGUUUUACUUGGAACAGUUCAUUUUAGUAAACAAUCAGUGGAGGAUGUGACUCAGAUAGUAAAAGGGCUUGAUCCAAAUGGAAUAAUGAUUGAGCUCUGCCGGCAAAGAGUAUCUCUUCUAGAAUUAGACGACAAAAAAUUCUUGGAAGACGCAAAAAACUUUGAUGCGAAAAAAAUAAGACAAGCAGUAAAGGGUCAAAAUUUUGUAUCUGGCAUGUUGCAUGCUAUGUUAUUGAAGACUUAUGCUGACAUUGCCAAAGAAUUAGGAGUCGCUCCUGGCGGGGAAUUCAGAAGAGCAUAUCAUGAGAUGAAAAAUAUACCUGGCUGCAAGUUAUUCCUUGGUGACAGACCAAUUCAAAUCACGAUUGCAAGAGCUUUUCAAUCGCUUAGUGUUAUAGAACUGGGUCAGGUCUUAUAUCACUUGACCAACGCCAAACCAAAACCAAUUGAUAAACAGCAAUUAGAAAAAUACAAAGACCGAGAUUUUGUGCACGCGCAAUUUGAGGAGAUUACUCGAGAUGUGCCGGCUUUUAAGAAAAUAUUUCACGUCUUUGUCGAUGAAAGGGACAAAUGUCUUGCGUAUUCGUUGCAAGAGUGUGUGCGUACUGUUGAAAAACCUCGCGUUUUAGCGGUAGUAGGGAUGGGACACGUUGACGGCAUUAUUAAAUAUUACGGAAAAAUGAAACAGGAAGAUAUCGUACCCUUAUUAUUGGUCCCCCCCACACCCUUGCAUAGGAUAAUUCUGAGGACUGGCCUAAGAUUCUCAUUUUAUUUUUUGAUAUUUUCACUUUUGUACCGAUUAAUAUUUGGUUAA
Molecule: messenger RNA, 993 nt
Organism: Pieris macdunnoughi
Lineage: Eukaryota; Metazoa; Arthropoda; Insecta; Lepidoptera; Pieridae
Source: the annotation of a GenBank genome assembly